UCUCUCUCUCUCUCUCUUCUCUCUUAAGCAAUGGCGGAGCCACCUCCAGCUAAAAUUACACAUGUCACCGCAUUGCUAGUGGUGCCUCGGGGACAGGUCAUCAGCGCCGCGCGCUAUUAUCAAGACGUCUUUGGUGCUGCCUUCAUAGACAAAUAUGACGAUGUCGUCGACAUCGUUCACCAGGCUACGAUAAAGAUAGGAGCAACUACCUUUUACAUCACUGAUCAAUAUUCAAGAGACCUACCGGCGCCAAACCUUUGUAUACGUUUAAAAUGCCAGGAUCCGAAAUCUUUGAAUGCGAGGAUUUCUCGAGACGGAUUCAGUUAUGGUCAGAGACCGACGGCCAAGGAUUUCUACGAUGAUGACGGAUUGCUCGUUCGGAAUGUCAAAGACAAAUUUGGACAUUCUUGGCAACUCGCCAAGAACAAAAGUGAAUAUGUCGAUCCAAGAUUCCGGGAUUGGACUGUUCGGUCGUAUUCAAUUGAACCGGUGAGAGUGACUCCGAACAUGCUUGUGCCGGCACCCGAGGGUCGGCACGCGUUUGAGCUUUAUGAUAAGGCUUUUAGAGGUGAGCGUCGCUGCUACACCACCAUUCCAGGGCCGGCGCAAGAGCAGCCUGUGGGUUGUUAUCUAAUCGACCUGGGUUCAAGCCAUAUUUUGGUAACAGAUGAUAUGGAGGGUGGUACUCACUGUCGUCUUCAAUUGGAGUUAGACAAGUCCUGUGACAUUACAGAAGCAACGGACUUUGCGUUGGAUAUGGGAUGCAAACUAGUAAGCGGCGUCAAAGAGGACCCACUGCGUCCCGGGGUGCUGAUGGCCACCGUCGAGGAUCGGUACAAAUUUGUGUGGCAACUAUGUCAGCCCCUGGGUGGUCUUGGGAUUUGGAAAGAAGGUUUUUUAAGUGAGGAACGCUUUAAAGUUAGCUAUAUUUUUGAGGAUCUUCGCACAAUGCAUUUGUCAAAUAAGUUCCGAUGCCGCAUGCCAGAUGUAAGGAUGCAGGUUUUAAACAAAACGGAUUACGACAAAAACAGCCGGAAAUUCGAUCUUGGACGUGAAGACAUUAUUGUAGUGGAGUUUAUGUCAAGCAAGGAAGUUGUGGACGAUCUGAAGAAAAAAAUUGGAUUUCGAGGUCUAAUAGUUGGCAUAGUGAACGAAGCUACAGAUAUUUGCCCGAUUGUACAGAGGGAUAUGAUGGAGGAGUAUGGUUGCCAUGUGACGUUGGGCUUGUCCCUCCAAACCCACGAUCUAACCCAUGAAGCUGUUAGAGAAAUAUUCAUUGCUGCUCUGGAGUUGAGGGAGAAGAGGACUGUUGGGCAAAGCACUGAGAGGGUACGUGCCAUAGAAUUCGUAAAGGGGCUGAGAACUACAGAGAAUCAGAUUGAGGAGGUGCAGGAGGAAGAGCCAGAGCCACAGAAGGAAGAGCCAAAGAGAAAGAGAAGACGGUGGAACAAAUUAAGGAACAGACCGAAGAGGCACAAGCACUGAUGGAGAAAGAAGAGGUUGAGAAGAAUGACAAAGAGGCAUAGACACACAUACAAACCGGAUGAACAAAAGCUGGGCAAUAUUUGAAGUGUCCUCACAAAGCGUUUUGGCUUUUGGAUGAUGCAGACCAUUUAGUCUUGUUCUCAUAAAAAUGAAUAUUGUCAACUCUUUUUGUGGUCCAUCUGAUUCCCAAUCCCAAGUUCCCAAAAAUUUAAUCUCAGAUUUUUUUGUUUUGGUUUUCGUUUGCUA
Messenger RNA from Prunus mume (Japanese apricot), 1731 nucleotides. The record is from RefSeq and is a predicted model, not a curated record. NCBI's taxonomy places the organism in Eukaryota, Viridiplantae, Streptophyta, Magnoliopsida, Rosales, Rosaceae.